GUAUUUUCCUGAGCAGUCAAUGAAUCGGCGGAGAGCUCCUCGUCGCACCUCUCAUUCGCAGAGGAGCGAGGCUUCAUCAAACAAACAGUGGAUGCAAAUCAAUGAACAACAAUGCCAGAGCAAAGACAAAGCGCAUAGGAAAGAAGAUGAGGAGAAGAGACACAGACUGCUGGGAAAGGAAUCGGUACCCUUGGGGACUUGCCAGACCAUGUGCCCUACUCAUGAGCUACUGGAUCGUGAGGCCAAGAACCGCCUCCAUUGUUUUGAGAUGUUGCGUGGAACAGAAAAAGAUCGAAAGCCAAGGGGGGAUCCACUACGGGCAGUCAAGGAGUAUUCCAGGCCAGCAGCUGGGAAAGACUUGACUAACCCCAGUGCCCUCCGACCACCUGCAGUGUUGCUGAACACUGUCCAUUACCUUAUUGAUGACAUUGCAACUUCCCCAGGUCUGCAUCCAUGGACUGAGGUGUACAGCUUUGUCUUCGAUCGGCUUCGUGGUGUGAAACAGGACAUGAUCAUCCAGAGGGUUUCUGGUAAAGACUGUGUGGCAAUUUUAGAGCUGACAGUGCGUUUUCUCAUCUACGCCUCUUAUCGGCUUUGUGGCCAGCCCCUGCGACUCUAUGAUCCACUCAUCAAUGAUACACACCUACAAGAGAACCUUAGCUGGCUUUUGGAUUGCUACUCAACAGAAACAGGACCGCAUCCAAACCAGGAGGAAUUCCAGGCUAUUGGUUUGCUGUACAAUCUAGGUUCCCAUCGUGCCGCUCAGCACAUCAUUGAACUCCCGGAGCAGCUCCGCAGCAGUCCCUCUGUCCGACUCGCUUUGUCCAUCAAUCAAGCUUUCCUCGAGACAAAUCCUGUACGUUUGCUACGGCUGGCUCACAGGCUGAGCUUCCUGCAGGCAUGCGCCCUGCAUCGUCACCUCCCAACAUGCUGUAGGGAUCUUUUGCUGAUUUACAGCCAUGGAUACAGCAACCGCAACUGUCGCUUCCCUCUCGGCAAAUUGGCGCAGCUCCUGUCCCUGGACAUGAAACUCACAGCUGAAUUCUGCAGGACGUUUGGAGUGGAUGUGAAUCAGGAUGACCAAGUGUUUUUCUCCAAAGGUGCUUUCACUGAGCCACAACAGAAACAAAUGUAUUGUCAUCUCUGUCACAGUAUUGUGUCUGACAAACAGAAAGAUUUAACCCUUGGGAACAUCAUUCAUGGCUGUGCUUGAGGCAGCUUCUUAAGGUACAUGUAAAAAGUCAUGUUUUUUUACCCCAAAGUAUUUAAAAGGGAUUUCUUAGUUUGCUCUGAUUGUUUUUCACCAGUACUUGAGGGGACUGUUUGCCCACAGCUUAAUAUCUUGAAUUGGUCCUUUUGAAUUAAGUGAUAAGGACAGGAAGGGCUGGAUUAAGGUUGUUGGUUAGGUGAUAUAGACCUAAUUCAAGAUCAGGUGAUAGAUCUUUGCUCAACAUAGCCAAAAUUACAAUUUUCAAGAUUUUUUUCCCCCCCAAAAGGGAUCUUUAAUGUAAAUAUCUCUGGUACUGGUAUUCAAAGCAUUGGAGCACAAGGUAGUUUUAUAAAUUUGUUAUUGAUUGCUGAAACAGUAUAUUGUCUACAGACACAACAUUUAAAUGAAGUGUCCUUUAACAAAGGAAAAAGUCAUACCUAAAAGCAUUUCUUUGAUUGAAUGUAAGUUUGUACUUUAUUCAGGGAUAGGCAUCAGCAAUGACAGAUGAAAUAAACCACUGACAGUCUUAAUUAAAUAAUUAACAUUUUGAUGCUUGUUUUGCUUUCUGAAUGUGGUUUUGAUCAAAAAUUACCACCGUUUUGUUUACACAAGAGACACGUCCAAGUAGUUUUCACAGACAUUUGCAUUAAGAAAAGACAAAAUAAAAACUUGUCAAAUCUCAACAAGUGCUCAAUACGUUUGCAGAGUGACACGUACGAUAUACACGUAUAUACAAAUGAUUGUACACCUGAUCUUGAACUUGGUGACUGUAUCCAACUUAUAGGGAUGAAAUUACAUCCAUUUAAGAUAUUUAUGUUGCUACUGUUGGGUGUUGAUACUGUCUGAAUGUUUCUUAUUUUGUGAAUAAAAAUACUUUGCA
Messenger RNA from Salarias fasciatus (jewelled blenny), 2090 nucleotides. RefSeq names its product SAC3 domain containing 1 (gene sac3d1). The record is from RefSeq and is a predicted model, not a curated record. The coding region runs from base 20 to 1213 and encodes 397 amino acids. Gene Ontology annotation, biological process: centrosome duplication; spindle assembly. NCBI's taxonomy places the organism in Eukaryota, Metazoa, Chordata, Actinopteri, Blenniiformes, Blenniidae. Gene Ontology annotation, cellular component: nucleus; spindle; centrosome. The transcript is spliced from 4 exons.